This is a messenger RNA of Phymastichus coffea, 1260 nucleotides long. RefSeq names its product zinc carboxypeptidase-like. Bases 1 to 1260 code for a protein of 419 amino acids. The transcript has 7 exons. NCBI's taxonomy places the organism in Eukaryota, Metazoa, Arthropoda, Insecta, Hymenoptera, Eulophidae. Gene Ontology annotation, biological process: proteolysis. The record is from RefSeq and is a predicted model, not a curated record. Gene Ontology annotation, molecular function: metallocarboxypeptidase activity; zinc ion binding.
AUGCGCGCCAUUGUAUUCGUCGGCCUUCUGGCUUUAGCGGCGGCAGCCGAAAAGGUCUCGUUUGACAACUACAGAGUUUAUCGGGUUAUCCCUGCGUCAGCCGAGCAUCUGAAUAUUCUGAAGAAACUGGAGAGUGCAAACGACGAGUAUUCCUACUGGAAAGGACCUUCGCAAGUAUUUCGUCCAGUGGACCUUAUGGUAUCACCGGGUCAACAAGCUAACUUCACCGCGUUGAUGGAUGCCGCGGACAUGAGAUAUACGACCUACAUCGAGAACGUGCAGAGUCUCAUUGACCGAGAGGAGUCGGAAAAUCGCGCCUCUACUGGUGCUUUCAAUUGGACACGUUACCACGACUUGAACGAAAUUUACGAUUGGCUCCAUGCCGUCGCUGAGGCUUAUCCCGACACGGUGAAAGUGGUGGACGCCGGGGGCAGUAGCGAGGGACGCCUGAUCAAGGGCGUGAAGCUGAACUUCGGCGCGAGCAAGAAACCCGGGGUGUUCAUCGAAGGUGGCAUUCACGCGCGAGAGUGGAUCUCGCCGGCCACCGUCACUUACCUCGUCAAUGCCCUCCUGACCAGCCGCCAGCCAGAGGUGCGCGAGCUCGCCGAGGCUUACGACUGGUACAUAUUCCCCGUCUUCAAUCCGGACGGCUACGUUUACACGCGCACGACCAAUCGAUUCUGGCGUAAAACGAGGGUAAUGAGGAACUUUAGUUCUUGCCAUGGCGUCGACGCCAACCGCAAUUGGGGCUACAAAUGGAUGCAGGGCGGCGCGAGCGAUAACCCUUGCGACGAGACUUACGCCGGACCAAACGCUUUCUCCGAGAUCGAGACCGAGUUGAUGGCCGAGUACAUCAGCUCCAUUGGCCACAAGCUUUUUGCCUACAUCGCUUUCCACAGCUACUCGCAGCUGCUACUCUUCCCAUAUGGAAACACCCCCGAACACCUCGACAACUACGAAGAAGAAAAAACGAUGGGCCUGGCAGCGAUCGACGCGCUGAGCAAGCGAUACGGAACCUCGUACACGACUGGCAAUAUACCCGAGAUAUUGUACAUUGCCACCGGAUGCUCCAUGGACUGGGUUAAGGACACUUUCCGAUUGCCGGUCACCUACACCUACGAGCUUCGGGACCAAGGUGCCAGCGGUUUCCUGUUGCCGGCGGAACAAAUCAUACCCAACGGCGAGGAAGUCGUGGACUCUCUGGUAGCGCUCUUCAAGACGGCCGCCACGCUCGGCUAUCCGUCCAAGGCUCGACCCUAA